UUGUUAUUUAUAUCUAAUAUCGACAUUCAAAUGUUUUAAAAUGCAGAGCAUCUAUUUCACACUAUUUUCAGUUAAGUUGAAGUCAGCAGAAGAAAUUUUUCAAGGUCAUUUUACUGCUGAGGAAAAAGAAAAAGGUUUCAAUUUGUUGCUGUCCUUCCAAACAAGAUGUUUGAAAACUUUAUCAGCCGAAACAUCCCCAAGUUCUAUUGGAGCAUCAUCUAAGCUACAUGUAUCUAUUCCAUUGGUAGAUUCAACACAUAAUUUAGACCAAAUAUCCAAUAUUUAUAGGGCUGUUCAAGAGGAUAUAACAUAUGAAGCUGCUAUUGUCAGCAACGAAAUGUGUAAAUCGAAUACAUCAAUAAUAAACAGCCAAUCUACAAAUAAGUUUAUUGCCGAGUCAAUAAACAAGGAAAUUUAUGAAAAAAUUGUCAGAGAUGAAGAAUCCACCACUACUGCAUGUACUGUUAAUAAUGUUAAUAUAGGUUUUGAAACAAUAAAUACAGAAGCCUUUAGAACAUUGGUAAACCAGGACUACAAUAGAGCCCACAAUAAAUUUACUUGUGAGAAACCAUAUAGCUGUAUUGACCAUGUUGACCACAGUGAUGACUACAGCAUGGUGGGAAGUGAAAUUGUGAUUGAAGAAGAAUGUCUGCAGUCUCAGUCAAAAAUGAAAGGUUUAAAAAAGAAAAGAAAAAUAAAGACAAAAGAUGAAAAGGACCCAUCUUCAAAAAAGAGAACUCGUCGUCGAAACAUAAUCCACAUCUGUAAAAAAUGUGACUUGUCCUUUGAAAGUGGAAAGGCUCAUAAAGAACACAUGAAAUUGAGUCAUAGCAUUUUUAACUUCAAAUGUGAUAAAUGUGGAAUGAGCUUUUAUUUUUCCCGUCAGUAUAAUAACCAUAUGGAAUCUCACCAGGAAUAUAAUUGCAAUACUUGUGAAAAGUUGUUUCACUCAUUCACUGAAUAUUCUGAUCACUGCCAAGAUCAGCAUGCCAUAAAUGUCUCAAAAGUUGAUUUGAUGAAAAUUAAUAACACUUGUAAAUUAUGUGAUCAAUCCUUUGACAUACCCAGCAGGUUAUAUACCCACCACAAAAAAAUUCAUGCAGAAGGACCAAUAAGUUGUAAACCAUGCCAACAGGUCUUCAGAACAAAACUCAAUUUAAAAAUGCAUGAAAGAAGUUAUGCACACCAUGUAAAAAGUGGAAAGAAAUUUACAUUAGAAAGGAAUUUUUUGUGUUCAGAUUGUGGAAAAUCAUUUUAUAGAAAGGAUUAUUUAGCUACACACAUGAAAUAUCACAAAACAGAAAAGAAAUAUUCAUGUAAGCACUGUGAUUUUAAGUGUUGUUUCAGUUAUACGUUAAAGAGACACACAUCUCAACACUUUGAAUCAGAACGAAGAUUUGUCUGUGAAUCAUGUGGAGCAGCUUUCCAUUCUCUUCAAAUUCUCCAAUCACAUAUUGCAUAUAAACAUAGUGACGCAAGGGAUUUUUGCUGCAAUUUAUGUUCAUCAACUUUUAAGUCCAGAAAUGCGCUUCAUCGUCACAUCAAGGCACAUUCAAUCGAAAAUCACAAGAAAUGUUUUUGUGGUAGAAGUUUUACACGUAUUGAAGCACUUCGCCAUCAUAUGAAAUCAGUUCACAGCAAAAAUGCAACUACAGCUGUUCGUCGGAGGUCAUUGAAUAGGUUAAUGAAAUCAGAAUGUAAAACAGACCUUUCAACUCAAAAAUCUGUUUCAAGAAAGAAAAAAAAGAAGCAAACUAAAUCUACCAACAGUAAAAUGUCAAAGUGUGUGGUAAAUACUGAUAUUUUGGCUGCCGUCAAAGCAAUUACAGAUUCCAAAUUUAAACCUAUAAAGUCUUCUGCUGAGAAACCUGUCCAAGGUAUUUGUAUUGCAAACUUCAAAUAUGCACCACUGAAUAUUAUAAAUCAGGCAUCCAACACAUUAAGAGAUCAUGAGAACAUAAACAAGAAUUCUGGUGAGAAAAAAAAUGCUGAGAUAUAUGUUCAGUCAGAACAUGCUAAGAACAAUCAGUUGAUUCGUGUUCAAACAGAACAAAAUAACAAACUACCUCGGUCCAGUACUGAUUUAAGUUUUCCUAAACAAAACAGCCUUUUACAAUCCAAUGGCAGUGAUAUUAUCAACACAGACCCAUUACCUGUUCUUAAAGAGAAAAAAGUUGAAAAACCAAAGCAAAAUACAGGAAUUUAUGUUCAGUCAGAGCAUAGCUACAGUCAUUUGUUUUAUGGUCAGUCUGAUCAUAACUACAGCAAUAUGUCUCAUGGUCAGUCAGAACAAAUUGAGAAACUACCAGUGUCCAGCAGUUCUUGUAUUAUACCCAAACAGAAAAGUUUAUUACAAACAAAUGACAGUUACAAUGAUCAAAAUGAAGCAGGGCCUGUUCUUCAAAACAAAAUAAUCGAAAAACCCAAACUCAUUCUUCCAAAAGGAUCAACUAAUCAUUCUCAGUUCCGACUGGCAAUAAAUCAGCAGAAAACAGUUUCCAGCAACAGGUUGAAAGGACAGAGCACCACAAGUUUAAGAUUCCAUAGUCCAUUGGUUAUGCCACAAAACACCAGUACUAAAACACCUCUUCUUAUUUUAUGGCGACCUCCACCAUCAAAUUGAUAUGUAUUUGAAAUAUUUGUUAUUGUAUUGUUUUUUUUCACAAUGAUUUGAGAUUUUACUAUGAUGCAAUACAUGUAAUUGUUAUACAUUUUUUCUUAUCUUUUGUUUUAUUUGACUAGUUCUAAUGUUUGAAAAUGAUGCUAUGCAUAUAAUAUAUACUGACUAUAUAAAUGUUUAAAGGUUU
Mytilus californianus (California mussel) is the source of this 2807-nucleotide messenger RNA. Its product is annotated as zinc finger protein 813-like. NCBI's taxonomy places the organism in Eukaryota, Metazoa, Mollusca, Bivalvia, Mytilida, Mytilidae. The coding region runs from base 41 to 2623 and encodes 860 amino acids. The record is from RefSeq and is a predicted model, not a curated record. The transcript has 4 exons.